This is a messenger RNA of Centropristis striata (black sea bass), 4610 nucleotides long. Its product is annotated as leucine-rich repeat and fibronectin type III domain-containing protein 1-like protein. NCBI's taxonomy places the organism in Eukaryota, Metazoa, Chordata, Actinopteri, Perciformes, Serranidae. The record is from RefSeq and is a predicted model, not a curated record. Bases 1177 to 3213 code for a protein of 678 amino acids. The transcript has 11 exons. Gene Ontology annotation, molecular function: protein binding.
ACCAGAGCGCUUUUUAACAACAGAAAGGGAGCGAAUUGAGGAAUUGAGGCUGGUUUCCUUGCGGGAUUAAUCUUUUUUUUCUGACCUAUAACGCCUCUAUCUAUAGGCUGCCAUCCACCGGGCAGCACGCACUGCUGUCCGGAGCCUCUCCUUUGAGGGAGACCGACGCGGAGACAAGAGAGAGGUCAAGACAAAGUCACUUCUGUGGCUUAAAAGGGGGGAACGAUCGUUUGCAAAGCUCCUCUGAUUCUGUAGUUUAUUUUCCAUUUGUACUCUUAUUCUUCAAUGUCUUACCUUGAGGCGGAUAAUCACCUUUAAGUGCAGAAGAUUAUUAUCCUGUAACCAAAUGCAAAGAGCAGUGGAUGAGUGAGAUGUGAUGUUGGUGCAGGAAGGACAGCUGCUUGAAUGGAAUGGGGGAGCAAAGAGCAUCUAUAGGGGAGCUUAGACCGGCUGAGUAGCCCCAAAAAACGACGACCGUGCCCGGUUUCACGGAGACGUUUUCCUCACUCUCACUAUUCAUUGCUCUGCACACUGCAUCCCAACGAUAUUAGCCCCCCAUCGGUUGGGUGUUUUUCCUUUAAAUGACCGAUUGACGGAGUCUUAACGCGGGGAGCUCAUGUGGAGACCAAAUGAGUGCGCAACGCGGCGGUGCGCCGGUUUAGCGGCGUUUUUUCCACGCUCACAGUUCCAUCUCAGUGGAUCAGCGGCGGGCACCGGAUUGCUGUAGGUUAUCGGCUUGCCACCGGUCGCGCACUCGCACCGGGCUUUUAAUGCAAACUCAACGGGAACUAAAUUGAAACGCCUGGCUUGCCCCAGCACCACUCCAGGAAGCCCGCAGCAGCGCGACCAGCGUUGCGCGGUGCAAGACCCCCCGAAAAAGUGGAUAUGAUUUGUUAUUUGGUUUAAGAAAGAUAUCUAACCAGGUGGAGGAUUAUUUAACACGUUGUUUGCUGAGUGGAGUUCUUCACCUAACAAGAGGGGGAGAUAACCAGAGGAGAAACCGCCUCUACCUUACCGGAGAGGAGGAGAGGGAGACGCGCAGGUCUUUGGAUCCAUCUCCCUGCACCAUCUUUUCUCUUUUCUGUCCAUCUACCAGUCGCCACAAUGUUUCUUCAUGUUGAGUCUUAAUAAAUCACAGCACGCCACAUAGAGUUGCCCUGUUCCCAGUGGAGGAUAAUGGAACGGCUGUGGUUCUCUCUGCUGUUGCUGGCAGCAGCAUGCAGGGGACAGCCGUGUCCGAAACGCUGUAUGUGCCAGAGCCUUUCGCCAUCGCUCGCUAUCCUCUGCUCCAAGACAGGCUUGCUGUUUGUUCCUGCUGCCAUUGACCGGCGCACCGUGGAGCUACGGCUCCAAGAGAACUUCAUUACAGCUGUCCGACGAAAGGACUUUGCCAACAUGACCAGCCUGCUCCAUCUGACCCUGUCCCGAAACACCAUCAGUCAGAUUCUCCCGUCAGCCUUCAGUGACCUGCGGCGACUGAGAGCACUCCACCUAGACUCUAAUAGAUUAACUGUGAUCAAGGAUGAACAUUUCAAAGGCCUGACCAACCUUCGUCACCUGAUCCUUGCCAAUAACCAGCUCCACUCCAUAUCUCCCCAUGCCUUUGAUGACUUCCUGUCCACACUGGAGGAUCUGGACCUUAGCUACAACAACCUUGCCCAGGCGCCCUGGGACACGAUCGGGCGCCUUACCAAUGUCAACACCCUAAAUAUGGAUCAUAACCUUAUAGAAAAUGUUCCCCAAGGGGUAUUCACUAACCUACACAAGUUGGCCAGGCUAGACAUGACGUCCAACAAGCUGAAGAAAAUUCCCCCGGACCCGUUGUUCCUGAGAAUCCCAGUUUAUGCCAAGUCCAAAGGCUCCCCCCUCUCCUCCCUGGUGUUGAGUUUUGGUGGCAACCCCCUUCACUGUAACUGUGAACUUCUGUGGUUGAGAAGACUAACCAGAGAAGAUGACCUCGAGACAUGCGCCUCUCCCCCUGACCUCAGUGCCAAGUACUUCUGGACAAUACCUGAAGAGGAGUUUAUUUGUGACCCACCAGUUCUGACCCGUAAGUCCCCUCACACAGUGGCUAUGGAAGGCCAACCUGCCAGCCUGAAGUGCAAAGCAAAUGGCGACCCAGAGCCUGAAGUCCACUGGAUAAGCCCUGAAGGUCGACUUAUUUCUAAUGGCUCCAGAACUUUGGUUUUCCCUAAUGGCAGCCUGGAGAUCAAUGUGACAUCCCUGAAAGAUUCAGGGAACUUCACCUGCAUUGCCUCCAACGCUGCAGGUGAAUCCACAGGAAGGGUGGAGCUGGUCGUUACGGCGAUGCCCCAUCUGGCGAACAGCACGAGCCGCAGCCGAGACCCGUCCUCUGAACCCGCCCCCUCUGACAUCCUAACCUCUUCUAAGGUUGCGCUACCUAAUAACGAGACAAGAGGGGCAGAUCGGAGGGUCUCGUUGGUGGAACUGACGGGAAACUCUGCCCUCAUUAGAUGGAGCAGUCAAACUCCUACAACUGGAGUCAGGAUGUUCCAGGUCCAGUACAACAGCUCUGGGGAUGACACGCUGGUUUACAGGAUGAUUCCAUCCAGCAGUAAUGACUUCCUAGUGCGAGACCUCGCCGCUGGACGCAACUACGAUCUCUGCGUCCUGGCUGUGUUCGAUGAUGUCAUCACAUCACUGACUGCAACGCGUCCAUUGGGCUGUCUGUCGUUCACCACGGACACGGAGUUCAGCCAGUGUCAGGCGCUGCACAGCCACUUCCUGGGUGGCACUAUGAUCAUCAUCAUAGGAGGGAUUAUUGUUGCUUCCGUGCUGGUUUUUAUUAUCAUCUUAAUGAUACGAUACAAGGUUUACAGCCACCAAGGGUCAGGCCACGGAAAAGCAGCCAUCGCGGCAACAACGCCAAGACCGCAGAGCAACGGACAGGGAGGAGGCGGCCAGGUCCAAGUCCUCCCUCGCUCUGCUUCAAAAAUGCCCGACAGUCAGGACGACCAAGCACUAGCGUCGUCCAGGGCCAUGUCACCUAGCAACACUCUGAGAGACACUGUGGCAUUGGUCGAGGAGGCAAGUGGACGGAGCAUAAUGACAAGGACUGACUCCUUGGCCAAUGAGGAGUUGCUCUCGCCCACCAAGGCCCGCUUCUCCUCCAGGGUCGCCAUUGAGAUGAAAAGCAGGCCGCCAUCUGUUGCCAAAGAGCCCGUCUCCCCCAAGGAACUGGCAGAACCCUGAUGAUGUUGUUCUGAGUGGCAGUUGUGGAGAACGUCACCACCAGGGAGAAGCUGGUGAAAACUGAAGAAAAAAAGCCCUAUAGCUCCUCUCCCGUAUCUCCUGUUUACUGUAUCCAUUACUUUGUUUCCAUGAGUAUCAUGGGGUUAUAGACCUGUACUGUCUGGUUUACUUUUAACUGCUAAUCUUGGUUCUCAUGUCUGGAUUGGACGACCGUUGCAAGGCCAGUUGCUGCAGAAUCCUGUUGUCGGUGUGAUCAUCUUCAGUCGCUUUGGAACACUUUGGCACUAACUGAAUGCUGAAUUUUCCACUUUUACGCAUCUGUAUCAGUGUGGAAGUGGAUACAAUGGGCCUAGAUAAUUUAAAAAGUAAGCAUAAAGAGGCAUGUGAAUGUGUCUCAGAAUAUAUGAAUGAACUUCUCACCAUCUGGAGCCGCAUCAACACGCACGGACAGAUACCGAGUGGAUGGAAAAAAAAAACUGAAAACUGAAUGGCUGAACUGUAAGAUGCAUAGAUAAUCACACUCAACAUGGAUAUACAACAUGAUAGACUGCACAAACAGAAAGGGAAUAAAAUCACAAAGGGAAAAAAUGUCUGGAUGGGUCUGGUUUUGGAUACGAACAUAUGUUAUACACUCGAAUAAUAAUGGCUCAGUCUUUCUGCAACUGAACUGGAUGGCUCUGAGUGGCUCCAAUCUAUUAAUCCAGCUGGAAUAAUGUGAUUCUGCUAAACUGAAUUUAACUGGGCUGAUCCUGGAGCAAGAGCUGGAUCUUAACCUUUGACUGGAUCCUGUUAACUCUCAGACAGAGGUCUGUUUUUGGAAAGCAUACCAUUAUGUAACGUGAAUUGAAGUGGACCCAAACCUGGACCUAGUGGAGCCUGAACUGGAAUUGCACACUGCUAAAGGACUCUAACUGUGACCUGAUGCAGGCCAAACAAGACUAGAUUAGACAGGCCUGUUAACUAUUGGUGCAGUCUGUGUAUUCUCCUGCUCUUGUCUGAUAUCUACUGAUUUCCACUGGAUGGGACUGGUGAGGACCUCGUGGACCUUUACCAGCCUUUCUAACACCUCCCCAGGCCCACUUACGCAGACCCGGUCACCAGGAGGAAAGUCACAUGAAUGGAGGCAAGAAGGAAACAGAUGAACAGAUAAGACAUAAAAAAAAAUAAUAAAGGAGCGGGGUAUCAGCUAGCUAAAUCACAACCUUCAUCCUCAUCAUCAUCACCAUCACUGAACAAGUAUAAAGGUUCUACAUUGAAAAUAUUUUAAUGUGAAGAAAAAUGCUGUACGACUGUAAACGACUGCACCACGUGCAUUGACGUCAUGGUUGUAGUCAUCCAGGCCCUCUGCACAUCUUCAUUAUCACAUCAUCAUUAUCACUGUGGAGUGUGUUUACGUG